GAAAUCAUUGUCAAGACAGCUGAAGAUCCAAACGGUCGACUGGUGUUGGGACCAAACGAACCCAUUUUCCUGAGGACAUCUGACGUUUUCACGUCAGAAGGCUUGUCGGUGUUGGAUGACCUGACACAGUUGACUCACCUGCACGAACCAGCGGUGCUCAGCUCACUUCAGAAUCGGUUCGACAUCGACAAAAUUUAUACGUUCACUGGACCUAUCCUCAUCGCAUUGAAUCCAUUCAAGGCCGUCCCGGGCCUGUACGAUGAGGAGAUCUUGAAGAGCUUCAUCACAACAAAGCCAUCGACGAGGCCGCAUGUCUUCAACACAUCCAACGCGUCGUAUCGUGGGAUUUGUGAUCGCCACAAGUCUCAGACGGUGCUCAUCAGUGGAGAGUCGGGUGCCGGCAAAACUGAGACCACAAAGUUUGUGAUGAAGUUUCUUGCUCUUGCAGGAUCGGCAGAUGGAAAGGUGACUGACGUAGAAAAGCAGGUGUUGGAAUCGAACCCUCUCCUGGAAGCUUUCGGCAAUGCCAGAACGCUGAGGAACGACAAUUCAAGUCGAUUUGGCAAAUUUAUCGAGCUUCAGUUUCGGCCGUCGCAGGAUAGUGGUGUGAAGGGUGCGGUGCAAGGAAUGUCAGGCGAAAGCCUGCGACUGUGCGGUGCACGAAUCCGGCAUUAUCUACUUGAGAAAGUCCGAGUAUGCGAGCAGCAGGAAGGAGAGCGCAACUAUCACAUUUUCUACGAAGCCUGUGCAGCUGCUGCAAAAAUUGGCAGUGAGAAGGUUUACAGAUAUCCACAAAUCUUGUCCAAGGACAGGGUCAAAGAAGAGAUGGAUAUUGAUUUGGACGGAUUUGCUGAGCUCUCGAAGUUUGCGUUUCUAACGCGGUCAAGCUGCAAGACGCUGAAGGACGUUGAUGACGUGGAGAUGUUCGAGCGGCGUAUUCAUGCCAUGCAGACCAUCGGCAUCAAGAAGGAGGAUCUUACGGAGAUUCUGCACAUGAUCGCGGCUGUGCUCAACCUUGGCAACUCCAAGUUCGAUGCUCCUCCGAACAACAGCGAGGGCUCUAUGAUCAUGGCAGAGUGCGCGAGCAGCUUGGCUGCCGCCGAGAAACUGCUUGGCAUCCAGACUGGGGAUUUGGAAAAGGCGCUCUGCCACCAGACGCGCAUCACGCGAUCAGAGAAGAUCCGCAGCCCUGUCAAUGUUCGGCAGGCGGCAGACAAUCGUGAUGCUCUGGCGAAGGCCUUGUAUGGAAUCGUCUUCAAUUUCAUUGUCCACAGCACAAAUCUUUCCAUCGGCUACAUAAAUGACGUGAAGCUGUUCGUAGGACUGGAUUGGCUUUUACCUAGCCAAAAGCUGCUGCAUACUGACAAGUCCGAGUUUGAACGGAAGGAGUCCUUGACAUUUUCGGGUUCGAAUGCUUCAAGAUGA
Molecule: messenger RNA, 1425 nt
Organism: Symbiodinium pilosum
Lineage: Eukaryota; Dinophyceae; Suessiales; Symbiodiniaceae
Source: the annotation of a GenBank genome assembly